Messenger RNA from Ananas comosus (pineapple), 1174 nucleotides. RefSeq lists its product as uncharacterized. The transcript is spliced from 3 exons. The coding region runs from base 169 to 951 and encodes 260 amino acids. The record is from RefSeq and is a predicted model, not a curated record. Lineage: Eukaryota; Viridiplantae; Streptophyta; Magnoliopsida; Poales; Bromeliaceae.
AUUGGUACAGUUGGUACGAUAGCCAAUUUGGAGAUACUUUCAACUAUUACGUACAGUUGGGUUUCUUCAUGCAGUUUCAACUGCAAUUAACGAUUAGAUUCAAAUAUAUCAAAUUAAAUAUUAAAUUUGAAUUUACAUACCACAAUUAAAUAAGCUAACGUCCAUUACAUGUGCAACUUUGCUAGUUCUAAAGUAAUAGCCAAGACGGGAAAUGCAAUCCCCGGCCCUUCCAGGAGACCCAACGGCGGUGGUGAAAUGAAAAUCUUUGUGCGGUCAGAAAAUUACGGAAAUUUUGUGCUUGAGGUGGAAAAAUCCCACACCAUCGAGGAUGUGUUAAUCACUCUUGUUCCUCAUGAGGUGCUACAGUCGGGAUUGUGGGAUAUUGAUCUUGAUUUCAAUGGCAGUCCACUGAUGGAGAUAGAGAGAUCAUUGGCCCACUACGGAAUCCAGAAUGGGUCCAUCCUUCAACUUGAGUGCAUACAAGGGGGAGCCCGUAGCGACAGUGAUGAGAGACAGUGGCCAAAAGAAAUUUUGGGAAGAAAAAAGAUUAAAAUAACGGGUCGGCCUUCAGCAAUAUGGGAAAAAGCGCAUGAUCAAGUACUGCUUGAUUUAUUGGUAAAGCAAAUUCAAUCAAGAGGGAGAAAAAUACUAGACUUUAAAAAUAAUUCCUGGCGUGAUGUAGUAGCCAAGUUCAAUGAAGCAACAGGCAUGAAAUAUGAAGACAAACAUUUACAUGAUCGCUUCAGUUAUUAUGAACGUGAAUAUGGAAUAGUGCACAACAUCAAGCAUCAUCCAGAGUUUAGCUGGGAUCAUCAACGUCAAGUAGUAAUUGCCACAGAUGCUAAAUGGAAUAAAUAUAUUGAGGGAAAUCCCAGUGCGAAGCCCUAUCGAAGGAGAGCAGUACCGCAUAUUAAUUUAUAUGAAAUUGUGUUUGUCGAGAAAAAAAAAUAAAAUGUCGUGAUUUCCAAUGAGUGACUCUCUUGAAAUAAAAACAGUGUUGUAAUCUCUUCAUUCUCUACCUAGGAGAUCUCAACAAUUUCACAAUAAUCUUGUCUCGUGACUGAGACAAACAUUGUUAUGCUGUAUUUUUCACUUGCAACUUCUUAUCUGUUUAAAUUUGUGUUGUAUUAGCAUCUACUAUUAGAUUGUAGUGUAAGCUUAUAAUUCAUGCUUC